UCAAAGAUUGAACACAGCACAAAUUGACGUAUAUAAGCGAAAAAAUGAAAUACCAUAUUAUGAUGGUGAUUCAGAAGAUGCAGAAAAUGAGAUGACACCUAGUUCUUUUUUAAUACCAGCUAAUGAAUUUUAUGAAAUAUCAUAG
Molecule: messenger RNA, 145 nt
Organism: Ambispora gerdemannii
Lineage: Eukaryota; Fungi; Glomeromycota; Glomeromycetes; Archaeosporales; Ambisporaceae
Source: the annotation of a GenBank genome assembly